AUGCAUGCUGGGGCGGGCCGCGCCCUGAGCUCGCGAAGUGAGCGAAAAUGGAGCGGGCGAGAUGGCCGACGCUCCAGCCUUUGGGAAUCUUGCUGCUCCACUGCUCCAGUCAAAUUGGGCACGCUCCGCACCUCGCUCCGCACCUCGCUCCGCACCUCGCUCCGCACCUCGCUCCGCACCUCGCUCCGCACCAGCUCCGCACCUCGCUCCGCACCUCGCUCCGCACCACGCUCCGCACCUCGCUCCGCACCUCGCUCCGCACCUCGCUCCGCACCACGCUCCGCACCUCGCUCCGCACCUCGCUCCGCACCUCGCUCCGCUCACAUACGCUGCUCAACAGGCAGCAUCCGCUCCAGUGUUGGCCCACGGGAGGAUGCCAUGGAGGUCGAGCAGUCUGUCCAUAGGAAAGGAGAGGUGAAAAGUGACGACUCUGGGACUACGGAUGAAAAGUAUCCUUGUCCACCUCCAAAAAGGGCAGCCACAGGGCAACCACAGGUGUCGGCAAAAGAGAGACUUAAAAUCUAUUUCCACGCAAUCAUCUCAAAGGACUUCGAUCUUGACCAGAAUGAGGACCGCCUUUUCGUAUGGGCAGGCGAGGAAACGGGGAGUUGGGAAUCCAACGCAGUUGAGCUAUCCGUGACGAAGGAUCUGGGAGAGCAUGGAUUCUUAGUCGAAGGAAUCCUGGUCACUGACAAAUCUGUGUCCAUACCAUACCAGUAUCUCGUCUACAGUUCCAAAAAGGCAAAGUACAAGUAUGAGUACAUAGAUUCAACACACCCCACCCGAAGGAGAUGUCUUUCUGUAAAGUCCAAUGAGGAAGGGGCCUGGCAUCAGUACGAUGACAUUAUCUGUGCCUCACCAACCAAGGAUGUGUCCAAAAGAAUAAUCCAAGGCAGAGAAAUCGCAGGGAAGAUAAUGCUUCAGACUAUUUUUGAACUCCUUCACAGCUGGAAUGACAUUCAACUCAACAGUUUCAUGAAACGACUGAUUCAGUUUCAUCAGAUUUACAGGAAACCCUCAUUGUACGAAGGCACAAACAAGAACAUGAGAAAAAAAGAAAAGAAAAAUUCCAAUGUUCAAAAGCUGCUGAAACGGUUCAUGCUGGAGAGUGUGGUUCCUCAGCUCCUGAAGAAGGGAGAUGGAAAGAGUCCCAUUAUUCAGGACCAUAUGAGGGCUGCUGUGAUCGUGCUGUAUGUGUGUAAACAUUAUGAUAUCCAACUAGAGAAAGCAGAAAUCGCUGGUCUAUGCUUUGCUCUCUGCCUACCCAACCUGCCCAAAGACGAGUUCCUGCACUAUUGGACAGAAUUUACACAGCCCGUCUUACUUCUCAGCAAAUUGCCAGACCUGUUGGUGAAACUGAUAGACAAUGCGAAGGAGGAAGGGAUUCUAGUGAUUCCCAUGCUCCAUCUCCUCAAAGGUUCCUCAAAACCCUUUGAACCAAUCCCCGUCACAAUCACAUCAAGUUGCGAGACUUGGGCAGGUCUGCAAAAUAUCAAAGUGACCAACAGCAGAACAAUGUUGAAUCUCAUUAAAGCCAAUGGACAUUUAGUGGAGAUGGACAGACUAGCGGCCCGUUCCUGGAUGUGUCUACUGACCGUAGAGGAUCUGGUAGAAUACAGCUCCAUCAUCAAAGUUGAGCUCCUGGACAUUCUUCAUGUUUUUACUAUGAAAGCUCCUGUGAGUGUAUCCACCAGCAACAACGGGGUGAGCUAA
Molecule: messenger RNA, 1713 nt
Organism: Coregonus clupeaformis (lake whitefish)
Lineage: Eukaryota; Metazoa; Chordata; Actinopteri; Salmoniformes; Salmonidae
Product: E3 ubiquitin-protein ligase rnf213-alpha-like
Exons: 8
Coding region: 1-1713 (570 amino acids)
Biological process (GO): negative regulation of non-canonical Wnt signaling pathway; sprouting angiogenesis; ubiquitin-dependent protein catabolic process
Cellular component (GO): membrane; nucleolus; cytosol
Molecular function (GO): ATP hydrolysis activity; ubiquitin-protein transferase activity
Source: RefSeq, a predicted model, not a curated record